Ostreobium quekettii is the source of this 2085-nucleotide messenger RNA. NCBI's taxonomy places the organism in Eukaryota, Viridiplantae, Chlorophyta, Ulvophyceae, Bryopsidales, Ostreobiaceae. The record is from the annotation of a GenBank genome assembly.
AUGGCGCCAUGCCUUGACACAAGAAGUAUGGCAGACAUGACCAGCCUGCAGACUUCUCGUUUCGAUGCCCUCCACUACUCACCGGACCCAAUCACCACGUCACUGUUGAAGCUGCACAGUGAAGAAUCCACUGCGCAUGCCACAGAGAUGUUCUGUGCCAUCCUAAAGUACAUGGCUAUUGGAGUGGAGCACCUGCCAGGGGACCAGCAAGUGGAGAUCUUGGAGGGCUUGCUGCAUGAGGGACUCACAUCCACAGAGCUACGGGACGAGCUGUACAUGCAACUGAUAAGGCAGACACGAAGGAACCCCACAGUGGAAGGCAGGCGCAGAGUAUGGGAGUUGUUCAGUAUCGUGGCCUCAACCAUGCCACCAUCAAAGGAAUUUGUGGGCCUUGUCUCUGAGCAUGUUCAUGUCCAUUCCACCCAACGGCAUGAAGAUGCUGCUGUCAGCGAACUGAUGUUCAGGACACUGAAUGCAUUGAAGCGAACAACAAAGACCGGCGCACGAACAAAGAGACCGUCAUCUGAGGAGAUCGAGGCCCAUCUGGCAGGCCAGACCCUCAGCUGUGUGGUCUUUCUGCUGGACGACACCUUUGAGGAGCUGGAAUUCACUAUGAAUACAACGGUGCAGGAAGCCCUAGACCAGCUGUCUGCAUCACUGAAACUCCCUGCCACUGCUGAUUUUAGCCUGUUUGAGUGCCGACGGCUGCCCAAGGGCCAGCACAGGCAGCCUGAUGUGCAGCAUCGAUUGUUAGACAGUGACUGGUAUGUGGCUGACGUUCUGCACAGCUUUGGGGAGGCCAAGUCAAGGGAGGGAGCCCACAGCAAGCUGCUCAUGAAGAAGAGGAUCUUCAGGAAAGCCGAUGAGGGCAUCAUGGAGCCAAGGUUUGUCCAUCUCAUGUACAUCCAGAUGCAGUAUGAGUAUCUCCUUGGCAACUACCCUGUGGCUGUCGAGGAUGCAGCCCAGCUGUGUGCCCUUCAAAUUCAGGCCGAAGGCGACACCAGGGCACAGAAGGAGACAGACAUCGCACAGGCCAUCGACCUCUACAUCCCCAAACAGGUAUUCUCAAAAUGCUCAAAGCAGUACUGGUAUCGUGAAGUCCGGCAGAGACAUGAAGCACUGAGCCAAUUUUCAAAAGAUGACGCCAGGCUGCAAUUUCAUCGUUCUUUGGGGCAACUGACAUAUGGAAACUCAGCUUUCUUUCCUGUGCUGCGCCUGGAGGACCCCAUGGGUACACUUCCCCUCAAACUAGUUAUUUCUGUCAACAAACAUGGGAUCCAUUUCUUCCGACGCUCUCCCAGAGAUCACCUCCACUCUGCAGAACUGUCAGAGAUUGUUGAGUUUGGUGCCAGCAGCCAGGCCGUGUUUUUCAAGGUCAAGCUGGCUGGCAUGUUGUGCCUCUUCCAUUUUGAAACGGCCCAAGGAGAAGACAUCUGCUGUGCUCUUCAGACACAUAUCAAUGACCGGAUGUUAGCGAUUUAUGCAAAGGCGGCAAGAGCAGCGGAGACACAGAAAGCACGGGAAGGUCAUGCGCAGCUGAAACAGCAGAUCGCUCAGUUGAAGAAGGAACUUGAUGAGAGGAACGAACAAAUCGAGCACCUGCAAAGGCAUGAGAAAGAGCUCUUGGAGGUCAUUCGAACUUUAAAGGCUGAGAAUGCUGGAGAGUGCAAGGCCACACCAGACCAGUUGAAGGCUGCAGUACCACCGUUGACGAUGCUGGCAGUGUCCAAUACAAGCCAAGACUCAGCUAUAAAUGCGGUAGCGAAGGAUUCUGUCAUGAUUGGGGCAGAAACACCACGGAAUCAGAUGAUCAAAUCGGAUAGGUCGAACAGAGCGGCAAAGAAUUCUGCAAGUGGCCGCAAGUCCACUGGACGUCGCAGGCAGCAGGCUUUGGAGGAGGAUGCCAAGGAAAACACACCAGUCAAAGCAAACGAACAAAGAAGGACACCAUUGCAGCCUGUGCAGCAAGCGGUUCACAUAGAGAAUUGGGACAGCGAUGGGAAUCCCAUCAGUGGUCAAGCAGGCGCAGCUGGUCAGGUAUUGUGCGGGGUCAAGUGCAAUGCAGGUCACACAUAUGUAUUGUAG